AUGUCGGGAGGACCCCUCUACGCUGAGGGCAUGCAGUCGUUCGCUAAAGACGAGGACAUGACUACCUUUCAAGCCUUGCUCUCUUCCGAGUUACCGGGAUCCAGUUGCAUCCCUAGUCUCGUCCGCGAUCUCUGCUUGGGCGAAAAAUAUGCCUUCACUGCGGUGGAGACCCUACGGCUGGAGAAUCUCGCUCGGCCGAUCGCCACUGUUCCCGCCGUAGAGAACGCAGUCACAGUGCUCGCGAGCAAGGUGGCUCACCUGCACCUGCACUGGUCCGAGACCGGAUAUGGACAGGUUAAAUCAGACUUGAUCGAUAUUCUGUCCCCGUCGCCUCGAAGGUCCUCCUUCCACCUCUCAAGUUACAAUGCGCAAGGCACUGUCGUCGAAUGGACUGAGCGGCAGUGGAAGCCGAUCUACAAGAAAGUUAGAAUUGGCAAGCUCGUAGCCAAUUUAUACUCGUUCAAGAUUUUCUACGUCGCCAUGUGGCAAGUGUAUGCGUUACGCUGGCCCUUUGCGGUCAUCGUCGACCGGCUCACUCUUACCAAUCACACCCUUGAGCGUCUCGGAUUCCAGUCGGAAUUCUCUCUGCUGGCGGGGUACCUCUAUGACACAAAGUGGGGGCUCCAGGGUUUGAAGAAAAGACUCGUAAUUGAUGUCCGGGAUGACAGUGCCGUCCCCACUACUACUUUGAACAUCAAAUGCGUGGACGUCGAUGCUCCUUCGAUCCUGCAAUCGAAGACCAGCGUCUCGGAGUGCCUAACGGCAUUUUUACGCUGGAGGAUGCUGCUCACGCCCCGCAUGCGCUUCCUCCUCGGUGAGCUCGAACCCGAGAAAGCCGUCCCGGAGCAGUGCGCCGGUCUGGACGGGGCCCUCGCCAGUCUCGCGGCGGAGGACCCCGAGCUAAAGAUCACCUUCAACGCGCAAUGUCCUGCUGAACGUCUCGUGGACUGGGUCGAGACCAUGUCGGCGUGCUUCCCUACUCUCACUGCUAGUGGAACGCGCGUCGGGAUGGUGUGUAGUGCGAACGGCAGCCCGGGAGGCGAGCCGUCUCCUGCCGUUGAGCACUGGUGGUCGUGA
Messenger RNA from Fomitopsis serialis, 1077 nucleotides. RefSeq lists its product as uncharacterized. The record is from RefSeq and is a predicted model, not a curated record. The transcript is spliced from 5 exons. NCBI's taxonomy places the organism in Eukaryota, Fungi, Basidiomycota, Agaricomycetes, Polyporales, Fomitopsidaceae. The coding region runs from base 1 to 1077 and encodes 358 amino acids.